Messenger RNA from Melampsora larici-populina 98AG31, 1488 nucleotides. RefSeq lists its product as uncharacterized. The record is from RefSeq and is a predicted model, not a curated record. The coding region runs from base 1 to 1488 and encodes 495 amino acids. NCBI's taxonomy places the organism in Eukaryota, Fungi, Basidiomycota, Pucciniomycetes, Pucciniales, Melampsoraceae. The transcript is spliced from 6 exons.
AUGAUUUCCUAUAGGAUCAUGAAGCAAAACUUUUUACUAUAUACUUUGGUAUUGUCAAUUUUACAAUUGGAAUUAUAUCAAAAUGGGGUUCAGAGUAUGGAUCUAGAGAUAAAGGAGGACUAUCUUUUGGAUAUUGGAAGAUCUUCAAGUGAAAGUGCGGAAUUGGUUCACAACCAAGGAAUCGAAAUUUCUGGUGUGAAGUCAAAUGAUGAUUUUGGAAAAAAGGAGGUACAGUUUCAAAACAAAGUACAAGAAUCAGAUCUUGAUGAAUUUCACAAUUUCUGGAACCAAGAUGAUGAUUAUAUGCCAUUGAAGGGCUCAUCAUCAGUGAUGCUUCAGAACUUGAACAACUUACUGACCUCAGAAAAAUCUCAUUGGGCAGAGAAGGUUCUUGAUUUGUUCAAAGAAGUUAAAGUCCAUAAGAAGGGAGGAAUGAUUCUUCCAAAUUUGAACCACUUACUGACCUCAGAAAGCUUUCAUUGGGCAGAGAAGGUUCUUAAUUUAUUCAAAGAAGUUAAAGUCAAUAAAAGGGGAGGAAUGGAAGAUAUUCCUGAGAAAUUAAAACUUCUUCAUAUCCUAAAUAAACUUAUAAGAUAUUGUCAAGUGCCAUUGAAAGCAGUACAAGUAGUCUGGUUUCAAUUACAGAGAUUUGAGUGUUCAGGAGGAAGCCCUUCAAGUAAAAAUUUCCCUUUCUCCUGGCCAGUUAUCUUCAAGAAUACAUUAGGAUUAUAUGAAGACAAGUUGAUUUCACAAAUAAGAUCAAUGGAUCCAAGAAAAGAUUAUGUAGAAUUUGAAAGUAUGAAAAGUACAUUUGAAGAUUAUGGGCUUCAGCUCACUGAAGAUUGGUUAGAAGAAGAUCAAAAGAAACUGUUCAUUCUAUGGACAUCAAAAUUCCAGCUUUACUCUAAAAUCAAAGAUAAACCACUUCUACAGGAAAUGAUUGAAACUCAAGUUAUACAGACAAGCUUGAUUGAAGAUGUACAAACACUUUCAAGUUCAGCUGGUUCUUAUCAUGACGGUCCAAAGGGAAUGGCUGAAUCAUGUUUAAAAAAUCAUUCAAGAGUCUUGAUGGACUACAUGAAAUGUCCAGAGUAUUCAGAGACCUCUUAUCUCUUCAUCUCGUUGGUAAACCAAUUCAAGCCGUAUGGCUUAGAGAUUGACCCAUGGUCAAACACAGAGGAUGGUACCAAGAUAUUAUCCUUCUGGGCAACUUAUAUAAAUGUGUUCCUGAAGAUGAAGAGUCUCGGUGAGACCCAUUCCCUACAGCUUGUCAUAGAUGAGUUAGUGAAGGAAGACAUCAAGGAGACAAGUUUGAUCAUGGAAAGUUUUCUGUUGGAUCAAGGAGAGAAGGAAUUUAAUCAGAAUGAACCUGUUCUUUUUGAAUUCUUGAAAUACUUUUCUGAAAGAUCUAAAUCACAAUCACGUCAAAAUCUUGCUCUUAAAGCUUUAGGUGAUUUCGAAAAAUCCAUUAUAUCUGGCAAAACCUAA